UGACAGUUGACACUUGACACUUAAAACUACUCAAAACGAAAAUAAUUUAAUUUUUCUUGCAGCAUAGUUUUCUCGGCAAUAUGACUGCGUUUGAGGAAUUUGGGGUGCUUCCCGAACUGGGAAAGGCUAUCGAAGAAAUGGAGUGGACAUUACCAACAGAUGUUCAAGCGGAAGCAAUACCAUUAAUCUUAGGUGGCGGAGAUGUCCUUAUGGCUGCUGAAACCGGCAGUGGCAAGACCGGCGCGUUCUGUCUACCUAUCUUACAAAUAGUUUGGGAAACUUUAAAAGAUAUACAAGAAGGCAAGACAAGUAAAGUGAUUCUAAAAACAGCUACUGAAUGGACGUUGUCGUUUUUCGAUCGAACAGAAGCUUUAGCGGUAACGCCGGAUGGUUUGCGGUGUCAAUCUCGAGAUCAUAAAGACUGGCACGGCUGUAGGGCUACCAAAGGUGUACACACAAAGGGGGCUUAUUAUUAUGAAGCUAUUGUAACUGAUGAGGGUCUUUGCCGUGUCGGGUGGUCAACGCAAGGUGCAAGGCUAGAUUUAGGGACAGAUAGACUUGGUUUUGGCUAUGGUGGCACUGGUAAGAAGUCAAAUGCCAAACAGUUUGAUGACUAUGGAGGUGCCUAUGGGAAAAAUGAUGUAAUAGGUUGUUUGUUGAACCUUAAUAGUGGAGAGAUUCGUUACACAAAGAACGGAGAGGACCUAGGUAUUGCAUUCAAACUGGAUCAGUCACGCAAAUCUGAUUGUUAUUUCCCUGCUGUUGUUCUAAAGAAUGCUGAAAUGAGUUUUAACUUUGGUGCUACACCUUUCAAGCAUACACCACCUAAAGAUUAUGUGGCACUCUGCAAUGCACCCAAAGAAUGUGUUAAACUAAAUGUUGUCUCUUCAGUUCAAUCAACUGACAGCAAACCUGUCAACAACGCUCCACAAGCUAUCAUCAUAGAGCCAUCACGUGAACUUGCCGAACAAACAUGUAAUCAAAUUACUAAAUUCAAAAAAUACUUGGAAAACCCUAAAGUUAGAGAGUUACUUGUAGUUGGUGGCAUCAAUGUUAAAGAUCAGAUAAACCAGCUCAAUGCAGGCAUAGAUAUUGUUGUUGGCACUCCGGGGAGACUUGAGGAUCUCAUUCAAGGAGGCUACUUAGCACUGACGCAUUGUCGUUUCUUCGUGCUGGAUGAAGCGGACGGUCUAUUGAAGGCGGGGUAUGGGGAGCUGAUAGAGCGCCUGCACCGACAGAUCCCGAAGAUCACCAGCGAUGGACGACGUCUGCAGAUGGUGGUCUGCUCAGCUACUUUACAUGCAUUUGAAGUUAAGAAAAUGGCGGAAAAACUGAUGCAUUUUCCAACAUGGGUUGAUUUGAAAGGCGAGGACUCUGUGCCGGAGACAGUACACCAUGUUGUUGUCAAUGUAGACCCGCAGAAGGACCGCUCCUGGGAGACAUUACGCAAGACAAUACAGACGGACGGUGUCCAUGCAAAGAACAACAUUAAGCAGGACGCCAGCACACCUGAGAGAUGGUCGGAGGCCGUCAAGAUACUGAAGGGAGAAUACUGCGUACGAGCUAUCAGGGAACAUAAAAUGGACAGGGCUAUAAUUUUCUGUCGCACUAAGUUGGACUGCGAUAACUUGGAAAAAUACUUGCGUUCGUUUGGUAACGAGUUCAGUUGCGUGUGUCUGCAUGGUGACCGCAAGCCGGCUGAGCGCAAGGCCAACUUGGAGAAGUUCAAACAGGCGCAAGUCAAAUUCCUCAUCUGUACUGAUGUUGCUGCCAGGGGUAUUGAUAUAUCUGGAUUGCCGUUCAUGAUCAAUGUGACCUUACCUGAUGAGAAAUCUAACUAUGUUCAUCGCAUCGGUCGUGUUGGUCGUGCGGAGCGCAUGGGGCUUGCUAUCAGUCUUGUUGCUACUGUACCGGAAAAGGUGUGGUAUCACGGCGAGUGGUGCUCGUCUCGCGGCCGCAACUGCUGGAACACCAACCUUAUAGACGACAGGCCCAAAGGUUGCUGCAUGUGGUACAACGAGCCACAGUACUUGGCCGAUAUUGAAGAUCAUUUGAAUAUAACUAUACAACAAAUUGAACCAGACAUGAAAGUGCCGUGCAAUGAGUUCGAUGGUAAAGUAGUGUAUGGUGAAAAGAGGAAGCAAACCGGCACUGGCUAUCAGGACCACGUGUCACAGAUGGCGCCAGUGGUGCGCUCCCUACAGGAACUGGAGUCGCAGGCGCAGCUUUAUUAUCUUAAAUCCCAUCAUAAUGCUGUCAUCACAGCGUAAAUGUGUCUUGUAUGGAGUUGGAUUAAUUAAUACUACAAUAUUGUGAUAAACCGCAAUUAUAUAACCUGUUAAGAUGGCUUGAGAAAACUCAUCCGAUUAUCACCUGAAAUAAUAUGUUAUAUUAACUAUUGUAUUCUGAAUGUAGUAAAUGUUUAAUUAUCCGUUAACCUAUUAUUUAAAA
This is a messenger RNA of Papilio machaon (common yellow swallowtail), 2451 nucleotides long. It is a transcript of the gene Ddx1, whose product is annotated as ATP-dependent RNA helicase Ddx1. Lineage: Eukaryota; Metazoa; Arthropoda; Insecta; Lepidoptera; Papilionidae. The record is from RefSeq and is a predicted model, not a curated record. Gene Ontology annotation, molecular function: protein binding; nucleic acid binding; ATP binding. The coding region runs from base 81 to 2270 and encodes 729 amino acids. The transcript is spliced from 13 exons.